Molecule: messenger RNA, 1662 nt
Organism: Psilocybe cubensis
Lineage: Eukaryota; Fungi; Basidiomycota; Agaricomycetes; Agaricales; Agrocybaceae
Exons: 5
Coding region: 1-1662 (553 amino acids)
Biological process (GO): calcium ion import across plasma membrane
Molecular function (GO): calcium channel activity
Source: RefSeq, a predicted model, not a curated record
AUGGAGGCAGGUUUGAACAUCUUGUUGUCCAACGUUUCAAAAUUAUAUUCAACGUUCGAAUUGGAAUACGUACGCAGUAAGACGACGACGACGACGACGUCUCUCCUCCACCUCCCGCUCCUCCUCCUCUUCUUCUUCCUCACCUCAUUCCUCCCUUACACCCACGCCCAAUCGCGCCCUCUCCUCCCACUCAACCGCGUCUCCUCGUUCACAUCUUCCCGCCUCUCCCCCGCCUCGCGUUCCUUUGCUAUUCCAAAGCAAGAUGCGGACGGGGAGUACGGCGUGAGUGUUGCUCUGUGCAGCAGUGAGUCGAGUGCAAAUGUGGAUAAGAACACGAAUCUGAGAUUCUUUGUGACAAACGCGAGCAAUUGGGACACACAGGACGAUCCGGGUCCAUCGAGUCCUGGCUUUCAGGAUACGUGGGAGAUUGAGCUCAAAGAUGGUGUGGGCAGCUGGAGGGGGAUGUUUCCGAACGGUGGGGUGCUGGCUGUUGAGGGUGAUGAGGACGGUGUGGAUUUCGAUGUGGGUGUGGCUGAGGGUGACCCCAUCCACCAAACUCUCGAUGCACUCCCCCUGCUCGGCGACACCACGUCGAACCAAGCUCUCAUUUUCUCCGCGCCCUUUCUCGCACUGCCAGACAACACUGACCUCAACCGUAGACCGACAUAUCCAAACUACACACUGCCCGCUGCAAACAUGUCCCAGCCACCGCUUCCUGCUGGGGUCUCACCACCGAACAUGACCCUGCUCAUCACCGUUACCAAUCCCAACAACGUAGAACUAAGGACAGGUUGCGCCCUCCUUACCCGAGAAGACAGCGUCGGGACGAUCGCGAGCGAGACUGUAUGGGCACGCGGCGAUGCUCUUGGGUGGAGGAUGCAGUGGGUCGUGGAGGGCCUGACGCCGUCGACGAAUUACACGGCGUAUGUCGUGGUGGACGAGACAAAGGUCAGCGGGCCAGUGUAUUUUGCUACCAAGUCUGCGGCGUUUACGUGCCCACUGGUGCACUCUCUGCCCUACUGCCCGUCUAUAUCGUAUGCCGUGCCUCUCCCUCCUCCAUCUAACGGCGACACAUACACCGACGCGGCAUCCACGCUCCCAUCAACCUUAACCACCCCCCUGCUAAGCUACUUUGCGAACUUUACGGCAGUGCUGACGACGCACGCGUGUGGGCGUGACUGGUACUCACCCGUGGUGGGGUGCGAUGAUUGUGAGCGUGCGUACAGGGCGUGGCUUUGUGCAGUGUCGUUUGUGAGGUGUGGGGAAGAGCCGGCAUCGGGGGCGUCUUUGGCGGAAGGAGCUUCGGGCCCUCAGAAAAGACAAUCCCAACAACAAAAACCACUCACCAUCCCCACCCCGCCUCGUCCGGCCCUCCAGUCCAUUCCACCCUCUUCGACCCCGCGCAACCCGUUCCUACCCGUGCUACAGACAGGGUAUACAGCACUGCUACCGUGUGUGGAGCAGUGCUAUGCUGCGGAUCGCGCGUGUCCGCCUUUUGUUGGGUUUCGGUGUCCAGGGGUUGUUGAAUUUGGAACAACCACAGUAGGCGCUAAGGCGAGCUAUGGAGUUGGAUAUCUCGAUGGUGAGGAUGGGGAAGAGGGAGCGGGAGCUACGCGUGUUGCGCAGGAUCGGUGGGGGAAUGUGUGGUGUAAUUAUGUAUAA